AUGGUCGGCCUUCAAGACCCCCACCGCAUGGGGUCGACGCGGCUGUCCGUGGAGAAGGUCGCGCGCGGCGUGAAUGGCAUCUCCAAGGCCAACCUUGGGGAGGACUGGCGGUUCGGCAAGGCGCCGUACAGCCAGUCGAACCCGGCGCCGCAGGUGAGUGUCUGGUCUCCUUACUUUGCUGCCGCGCACCUUCUCAUCCGUCCUGACGCGACGCGGGGGGUACUUCUGAACGCGAUUCGGCAUCCUUACGCCCGGGCCCCGUCGCAGGUGGCGCCGGUGGCGCCAGAGGAGCCCGCGGCUCACGACGGGGAGGAGGUGGCCGAGUCCGACGCCGAUGCUGGGCGUCGCGCGGCCGCGACCGCCGAAGGGGCCGCGUUCCGCAGGAGCUGGUCCGACCUUGCCAACCAGACCAAGGUGGAGGGACGGGCCAACUCGGACCUCGGCUUGGAUCCGAACGACGCCGAAGCCUUGGCCUGGCAGGACAGGAACCGGGCCGAGGCGGCGCUGGAGGCGGCGUCGGUCCGGGCUUGGACCGACGCGGCGGCGGCAUGGGCGCGACCCGGCGCGGAGCCGGCCUGGCGCGAGAUGCCGGAGGGCACGGUGGUGGAGGCGACGGUCUUUGAGCCGUCGUCGGUGAGGGAGCGCGGCCGUGGAGGCCGGGCUGAGGUGGUGAUCCCCGGCCGGCAGGUCGUGGAGGUGGAGGAUGACACCCCACCGCGGGCCGACGUGGUCGAGCGAGCGGGGGUUGAUGGUGGUGGUGGCGGCGUCGUUUUGGAAGAGACGCCGCCGGUUUUGGAGGAGGCACCGUGGGCGGCGGUGCCGGAGGCCACCCCGGCAGCUGGGCCGGAGAUGGCGACGCAGGGCGUCCCGGCGUCCGGGUCAGAGACGGCGACGCAGGGUGUCCCGGCGCCCGGGUCAUCGGAGGAGGUGUUGGCCGCGUCGCGAGCGGCCAGCGGGGAGUACGCCUUGGUGCCCCGGCAGGGGGGGCGCGGAGCUCCCGUGCCGCAGCCGGCGCGGAGCGGGGGCGCCGUUGUCUUCGGGCCUCAGACCCAGGAGGAGGCGGCGUUGGACGCCGUCAGUCGCCGCCUGCGAGGCCGGACGGAAUGGCUCGAGGCCUUCGCCCAGACCGAGGUGGAGCGGACGCGCGACCUGGAGCGCGCCGUUCUACAUCUCGACGGCUUCCGGGUCGCCGCCUUCAAUCGUCUCCGGAGCAAGCACCGGGAGCUCAGGGAGCAGCUUGCCGCCAAGGAGGAGGAGCUCCGCGUCGCCGCAGCCGAGGUGCUGUCCUGGCGGACUCGUCUGCUCGGGGCCGGUCAUCACUACGACCGGCUCGUUGCCGACACCGGCCGUCUUGGAGUCGAGGCGGCGCAGGCGAGGGCGGAGGCGGCCGCGGCUCGGUGGUCUCUCGACGAGGCCAACCGGCUGCAUGAGCAGCUGGCGGGUCACAAGAGCCGCCUCGAGGCCGAGGUGGGGCUCAUUAAGGCGGAAGCCGCCAAGGUGGCAGAGGCGCAGCAGGCCCUGGUGGAGGCGGACCAGCAGCGCGGCCAGCUGGCCGACGACAAGGGCCGGCUCCAGGCCGAGGUGGAUCGCCUGCGGGGGCAGGUCACCACGGCUGAGGGGGCUCGUCAGGACGAGGCCCGUCGCCGCGAGGCGGCCGAGAAGGCGGCCGAAGACAAGGACGCCGAGCUGAAGGCGCUCGAGGAGCGUGACCGCGCCAUCGAGCGGGAGCGGCGUGGUACGUUACUUGAGGCGCAGCACCUGGAAGAGUCCUUCUCCAGGGCCUUCCCAGAGACGCAGCGGCUGGCGGAGGAAGCCGUCCGCUAUCAGCGCGACCCGACCGGCGUCGCUGGGUCCGGGAUGGAUCCGCGGGUGGCCUGGACCUUCUCAGAGAUCAUCGCCACUGCUGAGGCCCGCCUGCAGGUCUGGGAACGCAGUUGGGGAGGCUGUCCCAGGCCGGCACCGCAAUGA
Aegilops tauschii subsp. strangulata is the source of this 1968-nucleotide messenger RNA. The record is from RefSeq and is a predicted model, not a curated record. Lineage: Eukaryota; Viridiplantae; Streptophyta; Magnoliopsida; Poales; Poaceae.